This is a messenger RNA of Tetrahymena thermophila SB210, 450 nucleotides long. RefSeq lists its product as hypothetical. Lineage: Eukaryota; Ciliophora; Oligohymenophorea; Hymenostomatida; Tetrahymenidae. The record is from RefSeq and is a predicted model, not a curated record. The transcript has a single exon.
AUGUUCGUCUAAACCAAAAACUAAAAAAAACUCAGACUCUUCUCUAACAAUUCCUCAAUGACUUCUAGUAUGGAAUUAGCCCCUAAAUAUGAUGCUAUGUUUUCUGCUGAAGCUGAAUAAAGAAUUAAUGACUGGCUUGAUGCCUAGAAUAUAAUCUAAAAGGCUCCCGAAGAGCACUUCAGAGACUUCUUCUAAUAAAGCAAGGAACAAGCUCAAUAUUAAAUUAACUUACUUAUUCACUAAAAUUCUUUUAGCAAUGACAGUAGCUAAUAAUCCCUUCCUGAAUUAGAAAUGAGUUUAUCUUCAUCUUGCUCAUCUUGCAUUUCUUCUCCUGGAUCUCUUGAUUUAAAGAGAUCUCCCAUCCUCAACAGAAGAAGAAUUAAUAUUGGAGAUUUAUUAAUUUCAAACAAUUAAAAUUAAUAUGAUUCCAUUUAAGAACUCCGUUUCUGA